Molecule: messenger RNA, 6180 nt
Organism: Colius striatus (speckled mousebird)
Lineage: Eukaryota; Metazoa; Chordata; Aves; Coliiformes; Coliidae
Gene: TAL1
Product: TAL bHLH transcription factor 1, erythroid differentiation factor
Exons: 2
Coding region: 2492-3316 (274 amino acids)
Biological process (GO): regulation of transcription by RNA polymerase II
Molecular function (GO): protein dimerization activity; RNA polymerase II cis-regulatory region sequence-specific DNA binding; DNA-binding transcription factor activity, RNA polymerase II-specific
Source: RefSeq, a predicted model, not a curated record
UGUGUUUUCUCUUUAGCAAUUGCAAACGAUGUAUUUUCAAUCGCCAGGCAAUUAAUUUUCCUUCUUUCCAGCUGCCUGUCCCUUUUCUGCCAUCCGGCUUAAGCCAAAAAUCUGAUCACAUCAUAAUCCACAUCGCUCUAAAAUAACACGGGACGAAAUGAAGGGCUCGGGCACUAUCUCCGUUCAUCAGUCCCCCUCUCCCCACUCUCUGCCUGGUCCUUUCAGACCUUGGCCCCGCGGGGCAAGGGUUGUCUCAGCCCCGGCUUUUUGUCUGGGCUUUUGGUUCAGAGGCUUAGCGGUUACAGUGAAAAGUCCAUCAAAUGACGGUGGCUGGCCGAAGCUUUGGACCUGCUGUUAAAUUAGAUAUUAAGGAUUACACAGCUAUCUGCUUGUAACCAAGUUUUUGGUUAUAUUUAAUGCAGGUGCAUAGAUUGGACCCGAUCCUGCAGCUUCUGGCUCACGUGGGUUUCCAAGAAUGGGUUUAGACUAUUCUUUUUAGGGUGGGGAAAAUUAGGUACCAGAUGAUGUUGUCUAAACAGGAGCAAUUCGCAGGAAUGUGCAUCCCUGGCUGAGAUAUCUGUGUGUCUGCCAGGCUUUGCUCAUCACUCAAAUGCUCACCUGGCACCCAGAGGGUCCUCAGCCCUUGGGAGCUGCAGAAGGGCAGGAGAGUCUGUCUGAUUGCUUGGUAUUUGGUUUCCUCUGAAGGAAACAAGUGUUCAAUUUUUGCAACUAUUUCUUUACCCAUUUUAGGGAAAGUUUGGUGCCUUGAAUAUCUUCUUUAAAAAAUAGAGAUAAAACUGUACCCCCCCCAAAACAAGGUAUCUACAAGAAUUUCCUGAACUUUGGAAGUUCAUAGUUUUAUUAGUUUCCUUCAGAUUUCUAAUUGCAAUUGAAAAAGCAUCAGUCAAUCAACUGGAACAAAACCCAGGCAAAAAUUGUCAGCCAAUUGCUUGAGUUAAUUAUGAGACAAGUUUCUGUAUGAGAAAUCUCUUUAUAACACAGCUAUGGGGCAUUUCACAUUUCUCUAUUGCUCAAUGUAGCCCAAACCUAAUCACUUUCUAAAAGGGAAGGAGACAAAUGCAAGAAUCAAAGGUGUGAGCUGUGUCAGGAUGGGUGUCGUGUCCUGGAGCUUGGUUUGAGUGCCCCUGGAUGAAAAGAAACAGGUUAUAUAAUCACAGAAUCAUAGAAUGGUAGGGGUUUGAAGGGACCUUUAGAGAUUCUUUGGGGUUUUUUCCUGAUUUCUGAACUAUUUGUGAAUAGAUGCCUUUUAGUUAGCAACUUUUAGUGACUAGAGAUGCAUGUUUGACAUCUAUGAAGACUGCAGGUGUCCUGAGAUUUAUUUUCUUAAACAAUAAAUAGUAUAAUCCAAAUUUGGGGGUUUUCUCUUGCUCUUACAGGAGUAAGAAGGUUUUAAGCUGCAGCUCCUUCUGCAUUCAAGGCUGGUUGCUUUGUCUUUCCUGGAAAGAGCAUGUGUUGAAACCAUUGUGUUAUUGUAGCAAGUCGUAGCACACUCUCUGCUGUCUUGUCAGCAGUGCUGGGCAGCCUGGUGCUGUUGAGGUCCCCUUGGUCCCCACCACCAUCCCCACAACCCCACAACAGUGGGCUGUGCACAUCAAGGACAAGAAACCUUCUGUUUUCCAGGUGCUCUUGCACAUUAUUUAAUUCAAAGGGCAUUUAUGUGCUGUUUGGGAGUAGAAAAUUGUCUUUAUGAAAGCACCAGACUGGGAUCUUAGAGGUCAGAGAUGAGUUUCUCAUUCCAACACUGCCCAGUGAAUCUCUGGGGCUGUGUGAUUUUUGGGGGACUCCCUGCUCCUGAGCACACUGCAGGGAGAAGUAAAUUGUAUGGCUGCUCACAUGCUGGAGAAGCCAUAACUUUAAUCUGGCUGCUUGGGAGUGUGUCCCCAUGCAAACCCCGAGGUGGGGGGCAUUUUGUGUGAUGUCCUGGACCCAAGGGACUCUGUUUCCCCUGCAGAGAGGAAAGUGUGAUGUUGUUUAAUCAGCUGGAAUGUGGGAUUCUACUCACAUUGUGCCAGCUGGGAUCUGCCAAAGUGCAGCCUGAAUAGGAUGCCUCCAAAAUCACAUCUGUUUGGCUGCUCUGACAUGAUCAAAACAGCCCAGAGUUUGGCUGGGUAAGAAUAAUGAUGUUCAGAUGCUCCUCCUAGGAUGCUGGUUUCACUGGGUGAUGGUAGAGCUAUGGCUUAAACUGCUCACCACAGCCAGAGACUUGCUCCACUGUUGGUGCCUCCUAGAGGUGAGGAUUAAAAGCAUCUUACGGUAAUGUCUCCUCGUGUGAACUACUUUCCUUGGACCCAAAGACCUGCAGUCUUGAUUUAUAGCAUUGCUACUCCUGUAGCACAGUACUUCUGGGUAGACAUCCUUUUGGGUCUCUUCCAGCACAGAGACAACAUCUUGCUUCUGCCAACAGAAGUUACCUUGAUGAUCUGGAAGGAGAAUUGGUGCCUUUUAUGAGUUGUAAUAUGCCCUAUCAGAAAUGUGGCUGCAAAAUUCCAGGGAUUUAAGUAGAGUUCACACGUAUCUGAGCCAAAUGGACACCUCGACUGAUUUAGAGUCCCUUCUCCAGGUAGGGUCAGAUGGGGACCUUUGCUCUGUGGGACUGAUGUGCAAGAGAGAGUCCAGGUCAGCUGUGAAACUGCUUUAUCCUCCACCCAUGACCAUCCUUCUAGCAAGGACACUGUUUUCACUCUGUGGGUCCCAUUGCUACCUGUCUUCAUUGCUAUGGGACAAAUCCUACCACCUUGUGUCAAACAAACCACCCAGAGGACUGGUGGCAAGACUAUGGUCUCUGUCAGCUCUGGAUCCUGCCUACACCAGGGGAGAUGUCAGGACCUUUGAGUUGUCAAAGCCUCUGCUCAAGCUAUUUUCCUCCUGUUCCAAUGGUCCUCACACCAAAGUGGUGCGUCGCAUUUUCACCAACAGCCGGGAGAGGUGGAGACAGCAGAACGUGAACGGAGCCUUUGCAGAGCUCCGCAAGCUCAUCCCCACACACCCCCCCGACAAAAAACUCAGCAAGAACGAGAUCUUGCGCCUGGCUAUGAAAUACAUCAACUUCCUGGCCAAGCUGCUCAACGACCAAGAGGAAGAAGGAAACCAAAGGGGCAAAGUGAACAAAGACUCGGGGAUAGUCCAGGAAGACCUUCUGCAGGACAUGUUGUCUCCUAACUCUAGCUGUGGGAGUUCUUUGGACGGAGCGGCCAGCCCGGACAGCUUCACGGAAGAGCACGAGGCGCUGGAGUCGAAGCACACGCGGGGGCUGCACCACCCCAUCCUGCCCGUGGAAGGCAACGCGCAGCGGUGAUGACCUCAAGUGCCAAGGCUGGAGGGCGAGACCCUGGUGCAGAUGGCUGGAACUUGUGCCCUUGGGAUUUGUGAUUCUCUGCCUUUUCCCUGGAGGAAGGGAGCUCGGGUUCCCCAUCCUCCCCAGCCCCAGGACGGAGCAUCUGGCACGUUGGCCGAGGAUGAGACCAAACCAGAUGGACGUUCGGUGUUUAGGUACGUGAUCGUACAAAGAAGAAAAGAAUUGAAGUCAUCUUCAUUGUACAUACUGCUCAUGGUGUGACACUGUAGGGGAGGAAAGGGGACACAGCCAGCACCUCCCCAGUCUUUAGAGGGUUUUUCAGACCGUUUGAUGACCGUCGCUUUUGAAACAGUCGCCUGGUUGAGACGUGGAACUCCCCUUUCACUGCUGGCGGAGGCCACCGCCUCUUUCCAGCUCCACGUGGUGCUGGAGACUGCUGAAACUCACCAGUGCUGCAGCAUUCCUCCAGCCUGUGGCAAAUGCAACUGGUUUGAGCAGGAGCUGGGGCCACGUGUUCCCGUUGCCUGAGAGCUUUUGACUGUAUCUCUUUACAGAAUGGUAGGAGCUGGAAGGGACCUCAGAGCUCAUCCAGCCCAACCCCGUGAUGAAGCAGGUUCCCCUCCAUCAGGUCACACAGGAAUGAGUCCAAGUAGGUUUGGAAACCUCCCAGAGAAGGAGCCUCCACACCCUCCCUGGGCAACCCCUUCCAGUGCUUCUCUUAAAAGAGGUGAAAAAACACCCUCAGCAAAAGAACUAUUAAAAGGAUUAAGACUAUUUCUUUUUCCCUCUUUUACAUUUUGGUUUGGGUUUGGUUUUUUUUUUUCCUUUCCCUUCUGCCUGACUUUGGAUUGUUUGGGGUUGUUGUAUUUAUGAUGUGGGAUUACUUCUGUUGAACACUGUCAUGCAGUAACCACUGAACAAAAAGGUACAUAGGCGUUUUCUGCUGCCCUCCCAGUCCCUGAUUCUUCUGCUGGUAACGCUCAGUGGGUGAGCUCCAAGGCUGUUGUGGCCUCCUAGAGUUUUCCCAGCAUUUUCUAUAAGGUCAGAGCUUCUCUCAAGGAAGAUGAAUUUCAGAAUUGGUAAGGGGGGGAAAAAAAAAACAAUGAAAAAAAGUUUCUAGUGAAGCAUCCCCUUGGACUGGGGGAUUUUUAAAUUCAAGAAGCAACGAAAAGGCAAAAGGAGUCGAUGAUGCAUCAACAGUGUGCUUGUACAUAGGGUUGUAAAAGGGUUUUAAUGAUAUGCUUUGAAUUGUUUGGUUUUAUUGUGUGAAAAUGGUGGUGGUUGAGCUGUGCCAAUGCCCCCAGACUGGACUACAGUGCUGGAUUUAUUCUGGUAUUAGGAAGGUCCUCACUUGCCUGGGGCUGGUAGGAGCUCACAGCCUCUCUGAAUCUUGGGGGGAAGCACUAAAAGCAUUGGUGGGAUUAGUCUCCAUUCUCAAGUGCUCAAAUUGCUGCAAAAUUGGUGUCUGUGACUGAGCUGAUCCUCUGAUCCCUGCUGCCCGCCUUGGAAGGGCAUCUAGGAAGCAGAAGGUCUUGAGACCAGGGGCUGCUGUGGCUGGGAGCUGGGCAGCACACCAUGCUGUCAUCGCUGCAUCAGGCCCACCUCUCACCCACUGCCUGAUGGCUGAUGGAGCAGUUGCCCCAAGCCCAUCCUCCACAGAGAUACCAAGGCACAGAAAUCUCUACCAUGCUACAAUAAGAAACACCAAACCACCCACAAACAUCCUUUGGAAGGGAAAAAGUCCUUUGAGUGGGGAUGUCUUCCACUGCACUCCUUCCUUUUCAAGGGUGCUGAGGUACAAGGAAAUACAGAGGGUUUGGGCCAUAUGGGCUUUGUUCAGAACCCUGUCACUUCCAUCCCCACUUGAUUUUAAUGCCUCUUUGUAAAUAAUAGGUGUGGCACAUGGGUUGGCACAUUACUUGCCUGGGAAGGGGUCCUGGCCCAAGCAAGGGUUUCCAGCAUAGACCCCAAAUCCUCCAAAGGACCAACUGCUCCCCCUCUUAAAUUAUGGAAGAGGAGGAAAACUCUUUCUUGGGUCUGGAUAGUCUGUGUGUGGGAGUUUUUAUUAAAGGGGGUGCAGGUGGGUGUUGGAGUGAUGCUGAGGAAGAGGUUUGGGCAGCCCCUGGUGCCAGAAGGAGAAGUGUGAGAUGGGGGCUGCCUGGCAGGCAGGGACCCUGCAGGAAGGAAAGGGGAUGCUGUCACCCAGGUAAAUGGCUUUCAGCAUUUGAAAUAACCCCAGAGUGGGCUAGGUGGGGGUUUUACAUCCUUUUUAUCAAACUAUUGCAAGAAAAAAAUCACCAAUACUCAGAAUUUCCUCACUCCCCACAAGCCUGGGGUUCUUGUUUUAAUCUUUUCAGUAUCAGAACAGUUGGGAAAAUGGUACAACAUUGGCAGCACGCCCCCAACACCCCCCUGCACGUCUGUGCCUGCUUGUAGCCCUUAGCAAGGCACACAGUAAGUCUCCUGGGGUAUGUACAGUUGUACUUUAAUUGUGAUUUGAAUGGUACAUUUCCUCUGCCCACCUCUCCUCCUGCCUGCUUCACCUCUUGCUGUGUGGCCCAUCGCCCCCCUGUCUCUGUAGGAAACAACACUUUGGGGCAACAUUGUACAGUGUGAGUGAAUUCCUGCCUUAUGAGUUUUGGGGGUUUGGUUCUUUUUCAGCCCCAUCCCUUUCUCUGCCACUUUCCCCUUGGAUUUCUGCAUUUUUUCUGCAGAAAUGAAGUAACCAGACCUGGUACCCUGAGUCUCAACCCACUGUGGAUGUGCUAUUUAGAAAACACAUUUGUUGUAAUGUGUGUGUAUAUAUAAAUAUAUAUAUAUAAUGAAUAUAUCAAGAAUAUUUCUAAAUAAAGUUUUACAAAGCA